Gavialis gangeticus (Gharial) is the source of this 2149-nucleotide messenger RNA. It is a transcript of the gene CPE, whose product is annotated as carboxypeptidase E. The transcript is spliced from 9 exons. The record is from RefSeq and is a predicted model, not a curated record. Gene Ontology annotation, molecular function: zinc ion binding; metallocarboxypeptidase activity. NCBI's taxonomy places the organism in Eukaryota, Metazoa, Chordata, Crocodylia, Gavialidae. The annotation marks the transcript as partial. Gene Ontology annotation, biological process: proteolysis.
CUGCGGGGCUGCGCGGCGGAGGAGCCGGAGGGCGCAGCCGGGGCGAGUCGGCGGCGGCGGCUGAGCGCGGAGGACGGCAUCUCCUUCGAGUACCACCGCUUCCCGGAGCUGCGCGAGGCGUUGGUGGCCGUGUGGCUGCAGUGCCCCUCCAUCAGCCGCAUCUACACCGUGGGCCACAGCUUCGAGAACCGCGCGCUGCUGGUCAUCGAGAUCUCCGACAACCCCGGCGAGCACGAGCCCGGGGAGCCUGAAUUUAAAUAUGUUGGGAAUAUGCAUGGGAAUGAAGCUGUUGGAAGGGAGCUGCUCAUCUUCUUGGCUCAGUACCUGUGUAAUGAAUACCAGAAAGGAAAUGAGACUAUUAUCAACUUGAUCCACAGUACGCGUAUCCACAUCAUGCCAUCCUUGAAUCCUGAUGGGUUUGAGAAGGCUGCAUCCCAGCCUGGUGAACUUAAAGACUGGUUUGUUGGUCGAAGUAAUGCUCAAGGAAUAGACCUGAACAGAAAUUUCCCUGACCUAGAUAGAAUAGUCUAUGUUAAUGAGCGAGAAGGUGGUCCAAACAAUCACCUAAUGAAAAACAUGAAGAAGGCUGUGGACCAGAAUCCUAAGCUUGCUCCUGAAACAAAGGGUAUCAUUCACUGGAUUAUGGAUAUUCCCUUUGUUCUCUCAGCCAAUCUCCAUGGAGGAGACCUUGUUGCAAACUAUCCAUAUGAUGAGACUCGUAGUGGAAGUGCUCAUGAAUACAGCUCCUGCCCUGAUGAUGCUAUUUUUCAAAGCCUGGCUCGGAGUUAUUCAUCUUAUAACCCUGCCAUGUCUGAUCCAAACAGGCCACCGUGUCGUAAAAAUGACGAUGACAGUAGCUUUGUAGAUGGAACAACCAAUGGUGGCGCUUGGUACAGUGUUCCUGGAGGAAUGCAGGACUUCAAUUACCUCAGCAGCAACUGCUUUGAAAUCACUGUGGAGCUGAGCUGUGAGAAAUUCCCACCAGAGGAAACUCUGAAGAGAUACUGGGAGGACAACAAGAACUCACUUGUCAAUUACAUUGAGCAGAUACAUCGGGGAGUGAAGGGAUUUGUUAGAGAUCUUCAGGGUAAUCCAAUUGCGAAUGCUACGAUUUCUGUGGAGGGAAUAAAUCAUGACAUUACAUCAGCCAAAGAUGGGGAUUACUGGAGAUUGCUUGUGCCUGGAAAUUACAAACUCACAGCCUCAGCACCAGGCUAUCUUGCAAUAACUAAAAAAGUGGCCGUUCCCUUUAGCCCUGCCAUUGGGGUUGAUUUUGAAUUGGAAUCAUUGUCUGAGAGAAAAGAAGAAGAAAAAGAAGAGUUGAUGGAGUGGUGGAAGAUGAUGUCAGAAACCUUAAAUUUUUAAAUGAAGCUUUGAAAUUACACCUUUUAAUCUAUGACAUGUUGACUUAGUAUACUGUACUGUGGACAGUCCCUAUACUUUAGAUUUUGUGCAAUUCACAAUACUUAGAGGUUUUUCAGCAGUCUUUGGAUUAAUAACCUGAUUUUAAAAAAACAACAAACAGUUAGGCUACUAGUUAGACAAAUAAGUUAUUAAUUUUCUUUCAUAUUAUUAUAGAAAAUUCACUUUCCUACAUCUAUGAUGCAGAAAAAAUGAGGGAGCACCUCAGCAGCCUAAAUGGAAAUAAAAUUUUCUGUUUGCCAUUUACAAAUUCAGAGUGUGUAGGUUAACUCUUGAUUAUAAAAAAAAUAUAUUUUAAGUUCCAAAUAUCGCCAAAAAUAUUUGGUAGUACUUAUAAGGAAAUGACCAUUCUGUAUUGAAUUAGCUAAUGAAUGUCAUUGAAAAAGGAUAUUAUAACAGUUUGGUGUUGUAAGUAAUGUUCGACAAGAAGUAAACUAGAAUAUAAAAUGUUGUAUGUCUCUGCUGUUGGAGCUAUAUAAGUGUAUAAAAAAGUAUGUAUAUGGUUUUAUGUUAGUAAGUGGAAAAAACUUGUUUAAGAGGAUCUAAGAUUAAUCACAGGGAAUGAUACAAGUUUAUUCCUUCAUCUGUUAAUGAUCCUGAAGCACAGAAUUUGGGAUGUUUUGGACACUUAUUAACCAAAUUAAAAAUUAUGAAUGGACAAAGAAGAACUGUUGAAACAUGUGCAUUUUGUUAACAUGCUUCUUGUGUUUGCGGUGUGUUUCAGUGA